UGCAUUUCGUAGCUGGCUGGGAGAGUCACUCGGCGGUCAAGGAGACACAUUUUUGGAAGAUCCCAAUGGUUCGCCUAUUCCUUCAUGGUGAAGUGCCUUAUCAGCCUUUCUACAGCUGGCCUUUUGAUCCUCAUCCUGGCUUUUCACAUCAAGGAAAUCCAGCUCUUCAUGCUGGAUAACUCCUUGACGGACUGGCGGAUUGCCGUGAGCACUCCGAAGCUGGCUCUGAUUGCCCUGGAGCUUCUGAUCUGCUCCCUUCACCCUCUCCCGCUCGGAGACUUCCCCUGCCUUGAUCCAAAGCCUGAACAGACUUUACCGUUCCUCUCCGGCUUUGACAUGUCGCUGUCGCUGCUCAUGUUCCUCCGCCUGUACCUGGUGCCCCGGGCUGUGCUGCUGCGGAGCAGCGUGCUGGGAGAUGCCUCUUACCGCAGCAUCGGAUCCCUCAACAAGAUCCACUUCCAGUACCCUUUCGUGCUGCGGGUGAUGGUGAACAGCCAGCCCGGGCGGGUGCUUCUGAUCUUCACCAUGGGACUCUGGUUCAUUGCCUUCUGGGUGCUAUCUGUCUGUGAACGGCAACACAUGGAAGGGUCCGACUACCUGGGAAGCACCUUUUGGCUGAUUCCCAUAACUUUCCUAACCAUCGGCUAUGGAGAUGUGGUGCCAGUGACGAUGUGUGGAAAGCUGGUGUGUCUGCUCACUGGUGUUAUGGGAGUGGGCUGCACGGCGCUGCUGGUGGCGGUGGCUGCUGAUAAGCUGGAGUUCACCAGAGCUGAGAAACAUGUACACAAUUUCAUGAUGGACAUUCAGUGUGCCAAAGAGAUGAAAUGUUCCGCUGCGAAUGUGUUGCAAGAAGCCUGGCUGUUGUACAAACACACCAAGAGGAAGGACGGCAGGCGGAUGCGCAAGCACCACCGGAGGCUGCUGGCGGCCAUCCAUAUGUUCCGGCAUGUAAGGAUGAAGCACCGGAAGAUCCGAGAUCAUGUCAAUGCCAUGGUGGAUAUUUCCAAGAUGCAAAUGAUCAUGUGUGACCUCAGCAGCAGCCUUAGCAACUCCCACCGGGAACUGGAAAAGCGGAUCGAGUCCCUGGACAGGAAACUGGACAAGAUGACCAGGUUGGUCUCUGCCUUUGUAGAGUCCAAGCAGCGACAGGAACAGACGGUGCUUUGAACUCCCAAGGGUGGCCAAAGCUAGGUGGCUAAAGGGAUAAUUUCUUUUAUCUCUACCCACUGAGGCCUCAUGAAUGAAUGGAGAACCUUUCAAAGCCCCUACGGACAUUGCGCAUGGAUUCUAUAGGUUCAAGCAUCAUGUAGGGGAAGAUAUGGAACGACACCCCCACCCACCCACCUUGUGGCAAGGCUACGAUCACUGGAGUGAUUUGGACGAGCCCGCUGCUCGCCUCGUCACGACAGAAGACGACGAGGAGCAGGGCCCUCUUGAGUUUUACUUUCUGCACAAAGACUUCUCGCACCUCAGGGUAAACUGCACAAAUGUAAAUCAGAAGACACGACACGCAUUCCGCUAACAGGAUUUUGAGCCAUAAAAGAAAGCGCACGCACGGAAACAUAAAGAUACGGGACAGGAAACAGCGAGAAGUAUGUUGGGGUAGUGGAAGGGAGACUCAGAGCCGUGGAACGCAAAGGCCGUGCCCUUCUCGAAACUAGCAGAAGGAACGGCUUGCAUUCUGGCCAGGAGUCAAAUCUGCAGGAAGCAGGUGGCGAUUCACUGCGCAGGAUCUUGGAGGUGGUGGAACAGAGAACCCCACCCUCUUGAUGUCCAGGCUUAUACUUAACCACAGACUUGGCCACCUCUUAGCAAGCAAAAAUCCAUGUGUGCUUAUGUUGGGGGUGAGAUCUUUUGGUGGCGUUUUGUUUUAGGAAAGGAGAGGUGGGAGGAAAACCUUUGGCGCUUGAUGCUACUUGAAAAUACUAAUUUAGAUAGGUCCAAGGUAGCCAGGCUGGGCUGCUGGAAAUGGGUGGACUAGUCAGCCUAGUCUAAAGAUCUUUUAUAUAUCUAUAUUCUGGCACAAUGUGCCUCUAAAUGCUCCUGGCUAGAAUCACGAUGGGAAAGGAAAAUAGCAAUACUUAAGAGGGGGGAUAAGCCAUAGUUAAGGGGCUGGAGCACAGCUCUUGCACCCAAAAAAUUCAACCUCAGUUUUGCACAUUAAAACAUCCUUGGGAUAAAAAGCCCUUUUAUGGCCAGGGCUUUGGAUAUUUGCUGCCAGGUUUUGUAGGACUAAGGCGGCCAACGUUCAGAUGAUGUAAAUCUGCAUGAGAAGUUCUCAAACAUUGGUUUUGCCAGGAAAGCAGGAGUGGUCUCAGGAACACUUGAUGGAAACUCCGAAUAUUCACUGCCAAAGGCAAACGACCAGCCUUCCUCCACUUGGUAAAUAAGCUGAAUUGAAACGCCCAGGAAUAUCUACCAGCCAACUCAGGAUACAGGCUGGCCCGGGGAUUCUGGGAGCUGCAGUCCAAUCAUCAGACAGGUGGUUGGGAAAGGCUGCUGUCAACGAGGUGUAGACAAUGGUCACCAUCUAGGUGUUCUUCUGGACUCCCAAGUCCAUAAUCCAUCACUGUUGGUUGUGCUGGCAAGGCUCUGCAGUUUUCUACCACAAAUACAUGGAUGCCUACAUUCUGCUAAAGCUCUCACCAUCUUCUGCUGUUGGUCACAUUGGGUGGGACUGAGAUUCUAAAACAUCUGGAGUGAAAAAGCUUCUCCGUCAGUGCCAGAGAGGAUGUAUGAAUGGAACCAAGCUAGGGGUGGGUUGUAGCUUUUCACAGCCCUGCUCUGUUGGGAACCAGUUGCCACUGUAGGUGUGCACUCCUGUGGGGGAAAGCCUCGUGAGGACCGCCAGUCUGCACCCCGAGAAGGUGAUCAUCUCAGUAUACAGUAAAGAUUGUUAAGGACAAUUCUGUUCUUGUCUAGCAGAGGAAAAAAAA
Molecule: messenger RNA, 2936 nt
Organism: Pogona vitticeps (central bearded dragon)
Lineage: Eukaryota; Metazoa; Chordata; Lepidosauria; Squamata; Agamidae
Source: RefSeq, a predicted model, not a curated record